This is a messenger RNA of Fonsecaea multimorphosa CBS 102226, 984 nucleotides long. RefSeq lists its product as uncharacterized. NCBI's taxonomy places the organism in Eukaryota, Fungi, Ascomycota, Eurotiomycetes, Chaetothyriales, Herpotrichiellaceae. Gene Ontology annotation, biological process: translation. The transcript has 2 exons. Bases 1 to 984 code for a protein of 327 amino acids. The record is from RefSeq and is a predicted model, not a curated record. Gene Ontology annotation, molecular function: structural constituent of ribosome. Gene Ontology annotation, cellular component: mitochondrial large ribosomal subunit.
AUGCCGCCUCGACUAAGCCUGCGGCUCUCGCCCUCGUCGACGGUACUGUGUACCGACACCGUCAAAAUAAAAUCCGCAACCACAAACUCAUCCAUUCCAGCGUUCCUCGUCCCUUUCCUUCAAACUCAGGCCCAAACGCUUCCACAAUGCCGCCGACAUGCCUCAAUCCUAACCUCCCUCUCCGACCGGCCUGGCGCCUAUAACAAGAAGAUCCGCCGCGGACGAGGUCCAGCGUCGGGAAAAGGAGGCAAGUCCGGUCGCGGGUCUGAUGGGCAGAAACAGCGUGGCAAGGUGCCCGCCGGAUUCAAUGGUGGUCAAACACCCGAGCAUAUCGUGCAUGGGAAAUAUGGGUUCAAGAAUCUAUUUGCCAAUGAAAUGUCCCCCAUCAACCUGGACAAGAUUCAAUCCUGGAUCGACCAAGGCCGCCUCGACCCUUCCCGUCCGAUCACCCUCAAAGAGCUCUGCUCGUCGCGCGUACUGGGUCGCAUCAAAGACGGCGUGAAACUGCUCGGAACUGGGGCUUCGGAGCUCAAAACACCCAUCCACAUCGUCGUCUCGAGGGCGUCGCAAUCCGCCAUUUCCGCGGUCGAAGCUCUGGGCGGAACGGUGACGACGCGCUUCUACACCGCGCAAGCGAUACGCCGCAUCAAGAACAGCCAGACUCAUCCCUUCCUCUCCCUGCGCUGGGAUCCCUCGGCCCUGAACAAUCCCAACUUGGCCGUUGAAGGGUCUGAGCUCCCUCAAAACCGCGCCAGAGGAAUGGGCUUCCCGUACAGACUACCCGAUCCAAGCUCACGGAAAGAGCUAGAGUAUUACAGGGACGCGAAUCAUCGCGGUUAUCUGAGUCACAUGGUCAAAGAGGGCGAGAGCGCCAGUCUGUAUUUCAAGCCACCAAUCAGUGAAGAGGAGCUGAAGGCCCUGAAAAGAGAGAGUGCACGGGGUGGCAGGGCCGCCAAGAGGAAGGAAGGAGAUAAGUUGUGGUAA